This is a messenger RNA of Heterocephalus glaber (naked mole-rat), 659 nucleotides long. It is a transcript of the gene Ift25, whose product is annotated as intraflagellar transport 25. Gene Ontology annotation, cellular component: cilium; centrosome; intraciliary transport particle B. NCBI's taxonomy places the organism in Eukaryota, Metazoa, Chordata, Mammalia, Rodentia, Bathyergidae. Gene Ontology annotation, biological process: multicellular organism development; intraciliary transport. The record is from RefSeq and is a predicted model, not a curated record.
UGCGUGGAGGCGGGGCAGGGGGCGGCCCAGUCUCCAGCGGCUGGGAGGAGUGGGGCGCGGGCGAGGCCGCGAGCGGGACUCUCCGGCCCCGGAGCUGCCCUGAGGCCCAGGCGAGCGGGUUAAACACAAAGAUGAGAAAAGCUGAUCUCUGUUUGAGCUCUGAAGGGGCUGAAGUGAUUUUAGCCACAUCAAGUGAUGAAAAACACCCACCUGAAAAUAUCAUAGAUGGGAAUGCAGAAACAUUUUGGACCACCACAGGAAUGUUUCCCCAGGAGUUCGUUAUUUGUUUUCACAAACAUGUAAAAAUCGAAAAGCUUGUAAUCCAGAGUUACUUAGUACGGACUUUGAGGCUGGAAAAGAGCACAUCUAAAGAGCCUGUUGGAUUUGAGCAGUGGAUUGAAAAAGAUUUAGUGCACACAGAGGGACAACUUCAAAAUGAGGAAAUUAUGGCACAUGAUGGGAAUGCUACUUACUUGAGAGUCAUUAUUCUGUCAGCCUUCGAUCAUUUUGCAUCUGUGCAUAACAUUUCUGCAGAGGGAACAGUAGUCUUAAAUUUUUCUUAGUAAUUACAAAAAGAUGCUCUUACGUGAUUUUUUAGUAAUGUAUGUAUUUUAAAAUUGUCAUUGAUAUACUUUAUUAAAAGGAUUUAUCAACCUGUA